Messenger RNA from Durusdinium trenchii, 4993 nucleotides. NCBI's taxonomy places the organism in Eukaryota, Dinophyceae, Suessiales, Symbiodiniaceae. The record is from the annotation of a GenBank genome assembly.
AUGACCACACGAGCUGCUGCUCGACAUGCCGUCCGGUCUCAGUACUUCUUUGUGGCCAACGAUGAGGAGGCUUUCUCGGUCUUCGGCCGCCAAGAGGUGCAGGACAUCAAUCCCAUCCGCCAGGUCACUGAUGUGGGUUAUUUGAUCCUGUUCUUGGCCGUGGCUCUUGGGAUGUUCUGGUUGGAUUCCUGUGCGCACUCUUUGGGGAAUGUUUUGCGCCUGUCAGAGCCCAUUGACUACAAAGGAAAUCUCUGUGGCUAUGAUGAAGAGGUGAAGGGCAAGCCCUUGGGCUACCACCCCAAUCCGUUCAACGACAUGGUAAUUUGUGUGUCCUCGUGUCCAGAGACGGCCACCGAUGGCAGCUUCACCAUGCCCGACGGCCCCAUGGGCAAGGACUUCACGCGCCCAGCCUACCCAUCGGCGAACAUCUAUGGGCAGCUUUGUUUGCCACUGGAUCUCUCGUUGGCUCGGCUGAUGAUCUCGGUCAAGAGCGUGCAGACGGAGCUCUACAAAGGCUUAGGGGUGAUUUUCACCUCUGAUGGCAUCCUGGUGGUGCUGAUCGUUCCCUUUGUGACCUCUGCGAUCUACGUGGUCGCUUUAUUCUACAUCCCCACGGCGGCCACUGCGUUGGCCUUGUGCAUCACGGGUGUGACCCUAGCCUUGCUUGGGGUUCUGAUGGACCUGGACAUUAAUGUGAUGAUGGACAUCCCCCUCUUCAAGGAGACCCAUCCUCUCAUGUUGAUGGCCCAUCCCUAUUUCCGCUCCGGCUUCUACCUCGGAAGCCUGGUCUUCUUCUUGGCCCUUGCCAGCUCCAUGUCGGACCUGACCCGCGCGCACGCGGUGUUCCGGGAGUGCGUGGCGGCGAUCGGGGACCCCAAUGUGCUGGUGACCAUCUUCACCAGCAUGGUCCUCUCGGUGAUCCGGAUCAGCUUCAUCCUGCAUGUUUGCAGGAGCCUCGCGCUGCUGAUGAGCAUCGUGACUCCGGUGGAGGUGGAAUUGCAGCUCUUUGGGGAGAUUCAUUGGGUGCCCCGCACUGCGUGGUCGCCGUUCUUCCUCAGGGGUGUUUUCUUCUACAUGUUCGGCACCUUCUGGACCCUAGAGUUCUUGUCGUUCAGCAACAAGUACAUCACCGCCCAGGUGCUUUGUGCCAAUUACUUCCACCUGAAAGCGAGGAACCUGCAGAUGCAGGAGAUCAGCAGCGGCAGGCCGGCGCCCAUCCGCUACGCCCUCUACUCAAUGUUUCGAUUUCACCUCGGAAGCAUUGCCAAGGCCGCUUUGAUGUCGGCUCCCUGCCGCCUGCUGCGCAGCUUGAUCGGCCUUUUUGUGCCCGACCGGCCCAACUUGGACAAGUCACUGAAUCAGCAAUAUCGUAUCGCCUACUACUUGUUCUGGCCACUCAUCAAGAUAGACCUCUACCUACUCCGAUUCUACAAAGAUAGCGUUUUGGUGAUGCUGGCCCUGAAGGGCUUCAAAUACAUGGACUCGGCCAGAAGGGUGGAGGGCCUCAUCAACCGAUCACGUGGGAAGAUUCCCCACUUGACCAAGUUCACCUCGAGGAUUGAAACCUUCCUCAAGGUCAGCGUGGGACUCACCAGCAUGAUUUGGGCCUUCUUUCUUUUUCGUGAGCCACGACGCGGAGCCUAUCACCAAGUGGAAGAACUCAAGUUGAAGGACUCCGUGGCCAACAUGUUUGUGACCCCUCAGCACUCGCCUUUGCUGUCGAUGCCGGUGCUCUUCUUCUUCGGCUUGUGGGUGGGAGAUGGGAUGUUACACCUGGUGACGAUGGCCUCCAACGCCUUGACGAUCUGCUAUUGCAUCGACGUGGAGAUGGUGGGGGGCACUGAAACGGAUGCGCUCUAUGCGCCGCAGGGCCUGAAGUUGGUCUAUCGGGAUCUGGGCGGCGGGGAGUCCGAGCGCGAGCUCGCGGUUCGGUACUUCUUCCGCAGCUACAACGUCCCCGAGGAGAUCGCGGAUAAGUUCUUCGAUUUCCUCGACGAGGAAAAGAGAGGUGAGCUAGACUAUGGCAGGGUGGUGAACUUCCUGCGACCUUUCCUGGAGGGCGCCAUUAACGGUACCCCCUUGACGGCGCGUGACUUGACCAAGGGCAAAGGCGCGCCCGACUACUUGCUGGAGGAAAUGCUCGAUGCGACCGACGAGGGUGAGACCAGGUUAGCGCUGUUUGACCACCAAUUCGAGGCCACCCUGCGGUUGCUGGCUCAGAAAGUCAUUGAUCGCUUCGGGACCACAGCAGCCGCCUUUCGUUUCGUUGAUUUGGAUCGGAAUGGCAUCAUGACGAGGAACGAGACCCGGUACCUGUUCCGCCUCGUGAACUUCCCAGAGGACUUGGCGGACAAAUUCCAUGACUCCGUGGACACCAAUGGGUCGGGGGAGAUUUCGCUGCAGGAGUUUUAUGCAAGUUUGGCACCCUAUGUCGACAUCCAGGAACGCCCCGUGGCCAAACGGGAGGAUUUCGUGCUGAAGCCCGACACGCCAGAGACGCCAGAUGAGGUCCCCUCCAGAGCGGUGAGCAAGGAGUGGACGAAGUUUGUGCAGAACUCCCAGCGAGUGGAGCUGCGUCGGCUGAUGCAGGACAUUGGUGACAAGCUGCAGCUGAAGUUCAAGCACGUGCGCGAUGCAUUCAAGCCCCUGAACCUCCAAAGGCUGGGCCGCAUCACCCGCGCGGAGAUGCGAAGCUUCUUCCGGGGCUUCGGGCAUCCGCAGGAAGUGGCCGACCGAGUCUACGACCUCCUCCAGGACAAGCGUGGGGAGGUGGAAUACGCCGUCUUCAUGUCUCACUUCGAAUCAGUCCUGGGGCGGGACUUUCGGCAGGUCUCCCAGCCGCCGAUCCUGGAGAUGGGGGACUUCUUAGCCAGCCGCGAGGUGGACGGGACGAUCGAAACCUUCAAGCGUUUCUUGAUCACCAAGUGCCGGAACCUGCAGGAGGCCUACCGAGUCAUCGACGGUGACAAGGAUGGGAAGGUCAGCCGCCAGGAGAUGCGGCUCUUCGCGAAGCGGCUGGGCGUGCCGAGCGCGCGCGCCGACCAGCUGUUUGACGCGCUGGAUGUGGAGGGCCUUGGUUCCAUCAACUAUUUGCAGUUCACGCGGCUCUUUCCUGAGACCUGGGAGCGGCCUGAUCCAGGCACCGACAGUCUCGGCGGCGUGACGGUCGUGGCGGCGUUGCCUGGGGCAUGUGGCGGAGGCGAUUUCGGCUGGUUGGGCAGUGCUUUGGGUUCAAGUGAGUGGCCUCCGGUGCCCGCCAUGGGCAUCCUCCGAGCGAGUGAACGUCAUGGCGCUUUGCCACCCCAGAAGGUGGUGAUGCUUCCCACGCGUCCGCAAGUGCAAGUUGGUGUCGUUCAAGCUGAAAGCACUUCAUCAGCACCGUCCACAGUGGCAAGUGCUGGAGUGGUGGUGCCAGACGCGUCUGGCGCGCACCCGGCCGACAGGCGCGAGCGGCGCGAGCAGCGCGAGCCACUCCUGUCGGUCCAACUGCCGGCGGAGCGGCUGGAGCGGCACGGCCCGGUGACCUUCUUCGCGGUGGACGUGCGCUCUGAGACUGGUGCCUGGCGAGUGAUGCGUCGCUACACGGAUUUCUGGAACUUGAAGGAGCAGCUGGGCGUUUGGAGCAACUACAUGCCUGGAGCUCCAUUUCCAAGGAAGCACUUCCUGCAGUGCAAGGGCUGCAAGCUGGAACGCCGGCGAGCGGGGCUGGAGACUUGGCUCCAGAAGGUGAUUUCCAAGCCUCGUGGGCCUCAUCGAGAAUGGAAGCGGCUGGUGGGAAUCUUCUUGGAGUCGAGCCGCCAGACCCUUGAUGCGCCUGUGGCUGGUGCUGAAGAGCUGCUGGUGGAGAUCGAGGUUCCGGAGCACCUGGAGGAAGGCUGAAAUUGGUGCCAGCAAUCAAGAGGGUGGUGCUUGGCACCCAGCUUCCCGGAUUCCCUCAAACCAAAGGCCUAUCGGCUUAUCUCACUGGCCUGAGAGCAUUCGCUGGGUGGCCUUCUCCUCGCUGGGUUUGGGGACAAUGGAGUUGCGGCCUGGUAGAUGGCAAAAACAUGGGGUGACGACCCCUGCCCAUCGAUCGUUCCAGUGCACUACAGCUCCGCUGCACCUUCACACGCACGUCAGCGCUCCGGCCAACGUCAGCGCUCCGGUGUGCCACUCCGUCGCUGACUGCCUCAGGGCAGCUCUUGGGAGUGACCAUGCCCGAUGGCCGCGCCAUGACCCUCCCGGUGCCCAAGGUCCGGCUGAACGGGGCCGAACGGGGAACGCCGAACGGGCCGUGACUGGUUCGAGGUGCUUUUUGAGGUGCCUGGCUUUUGGAACAGAGGAAGUCAACAACAGCUCUGGCCAGGGCGAGGAGGAGCAUGUGUUGUGAAAGGCUAUGAACUUCAGGUGGUGUACUUGCCCCGACCCACCGUCCUUCUAAGCCAACAUAUGCCAGUACCAGCCAUCUCUUCCACCCCGACAUCCACUGAUCGCGUCCAGGGUGCCCCUGGUUCCAAGCUGGAGCUGACAUACAACCCUGGAAGCCAGACCUUGGCAGUGGCUUGAGCGUCAUCCGCGGAUCCCCGGCGAGCUGACUUGGGCUUGCUGAGGAGAGCGGAAAACACCUCUUCCGAUCGGGGCCGCGUGUGUGGCGCUCCGAGCAGCAGAACUGGUGGCCUUUGAAGGAUUUUCAUAGAUACCGUGGAGGUGAUGUUCUUGGGAUGGUCGACAAAAUAGAUUCAAAAAAGAUGCUAUGUGAUGAGCAAUCCAGUCAUUUCAGGCCCUGUGUGGAUGACGGGCAUGAUACAGGGCAGACUAACAUACGGUACAUGUAUACAUACAUCAACACACGGCAGCCAAUAGCUGAGGAUAGGGGGUUUUAUCACAUGCUUCAAACAUGGAAUUGGCUUUCUCACGGCUUUUCUCGCCGCUGAAUCAAACCUGCGACCAAGCGAACCGAAAGCGAGGAGCCAAUAGUGCCCCGUGAAAGAGACGGAAAAAAACGGUCGGGAAG